Bactrocera dorsalis (oriental fruit fly) is the source of this 4744-nucleotide messenger RNA. RefSeq names its product mucin-4. The record is from RefSeq and is a predicted model, not a curated record. Gene Ontology annotation, biological process: negative regulation of cell migration. Bases 668 to 3427 code for a protein of 919 amino acids. The transcript has 5 exons. NCBI's taxonomy places the organism in Eukaryota, Metazoa, Arthropoda, Insecta, Diptera, Tephritidae.
AUCCAAUUUUAGUCAUGGCUAUUCAUAAUUGUGUGUUAAUAACUAUUUUAGAAGCCGUUAAAUAAAAGAAUAGGUAUAUAUUGUGGAAAAAGUUUGGUACCUGUCGCGAUAUUUUCAUUUUGAAGUGUAUAUAUAUUUUAAAUAUGCAUAGAUAUGUAUAUAUUUUACACAUAUGUAGAUACUUGAAUUUUUUUGCGGUGAAAUUCAUAUUACAUCAAUUUGUUCAUACGCUAACCCUGUUGGGUUCUCAUUUUUUCUGCUGCAGAUAUUCGUGAGUUUAUAUACAUACAUACUUAAGUAUGCAUUCUCAUGAACGUAUGUACAGAAAACCAGCUUUUCGUUUUUCAACCAUGGUUACUUGCCAAUCUUGUGUUGCACCGUUUUUCACUUCUUGCAUUACCACCUUUUCAUGCAUUGUGUAUGCAUUGGGGCUAAUUUUAAAUAUCUUAACUUGAGAACUGACGAUUACAGCAAGAGACAAGUGAUCCAAGAGAAAAGUUGGACAAAAUACUCAAUUUAAUGACAUCCACGUUAAGAAAUUUUGCGAAAAGAUGUAACUCAAUGAUAUCGAAAACAUCGUAAAAUCAACUUGUAAAUCAUAUCGGGUUUCCGGAGGUUAAAAUAAGAAAGUCCAAUAAAAUUGAAGAAAGACAAAGUAUAUAAUAAAAUGUUCUCGUUUCACAAACCACGAGUUUAUCGCUCGGCUGAAGGAUGUUGCAUUUGUCGUGCAAAGUCGAGUAGUUCACGUUUUACUGAUUCACGUAAAUACGAACAGGACUCAAUGAAAUGUUUCAACUUGAAAUAUCCUCGUCAUGGAGAAAUUUGCAAUGCAUGUGUUUUGCUGGUGAAACGUUUUAAACGGCUUCCAGGGGGCAGCACCCGACAUUGGGGACAUGUGGUUGACGCUCGUGCGGGACCCGGAACGAAAUCCAUUUCAAAACACAAAAAAAGUCGAGACGAUAGGGAAACUACAGCGCAUAGUGCUUCAAGUAAUAAUACAAAUUCUCGACGAGCAUCCAAUUCAAAGUCACUCAUUCCCGAAAAAUUUUCCAAAAUAUUUAAAAAAAGUAAAAAAAGCAAAUUAGGCGCCGGCGCCUGCUCCGAAAGGAAAGCUGAUGAAUGUAGACGAUCUGUCUCUGAGUUAAAAACAUGGAAGGACCAACAUUUGUUUUCUGCAACUCUUGAUUCAAUGGAUAGCGACUAUGAAGAUAUCGGCGAAGGCGGAGAUGUUUACGAUUCGAAACGAGGAAAUGUAAACGUAAAUAAUUCAACAGUGCAAUUUCAAACACAAACGCGUGCAUCUGCAAACCGUGCCUCCCGAAGGGCCACCAAUAUUAGUAAUGUUUCCAAUAAUAACUGCAAGAGUCCCCUAAAAACAGGAAGCAAACGACGUAAAUGUAUGCCUCCUAUUCGAAAUCGGUCCACAUUAAAACUUGUCAAUGAUAAAACACAAUUCUUUGAUGAGACGGAAUGGCAAGAACGUAAGACUUGCUGUGGCAUGAUGUAUGUGUGUCCAUCGUUAGCUGGAACAAUACUACUCGAUAUAGAAAAAUUUGAAGUCUGCACAGAACAUAAACGCUCGCAAAUUUUGCAUACUGAGACCAAGUCGUCGACCAAUGAGGAGCUGUCAUCUACUUUGCAAAAGACAAUCAUUGCUACAAUGCCAGCCGUAGUUCAAUUAUCUGCGCCAUCGGUGGCUAGCGUUUGUCCACCUCCAUUGCCCAAUCCAGUGAAUGCAAUGAAAACCAAUCAUACACCAGUAUUGAAGAAGCAUCAUUUGUUCUUCAAACGACAGUCGGAAAGUUUUCCUCAAGUGGAUCUCGCUGUUAAUAAUAAUAUUAUAAAUUCCUCAAAUAAGACUGAAUCUCUGGCAGUAUCAACAAACACUCCCGUUAUAAUUAAAAGCAGCACAAACAUUGCAAAUCACAGUGGCUCAACACCGCAUUCAUCAGCAAUAUCGAUUGGAAGCAACUCAAAUAUUGUCGUUUCCACACCAUUAUCGCUUGCAAUAAAUACCACAAAUGUAUCUGCCAUAUCGAGCAUUUCUCCUUCCAAUGCAACAUCUGCGAGUGCGCAAAUGCCACGACAUUCAACUGCCAAGGUUACUACAAUUUCACCACCCUUACCAACAACAAAUAUAAUAGGGAGCAAUAGGCUUUUACAUAAAAUAAAGGCGGGAAAAAUUUUCAAACAUUCUUUGGAAAAAAUUGGUGUCACGUCCACAGCCGCGCCAGUCUCAUCAGCGACUGUGGAGCGUAUUAAGGCUGGCGAUUUCCAAGAUAUAAAACCAGUAAUGCGAAACGUGACAAAAUCAUAUGUGGUCUCAAAACCAAUAACGGGCGGGUCCAAUCAGCAGAGUACGCAAUACUAUCCCGUCGGUUCAUCACCAACAUCCACAUGCUCCAACUCUUCGGCUGCUUCUUCCUCAUUAUCCUCGACUGCACCAAAGUUUAGUGACAAUUCCUCAGAUUCUGGAUUCGACGAAAAUCUGCAGGAUAGAAAAUCCGCAAGUCCUCUGCAGGAGGAUACAGAGAAAAAACUGGCAGCUCGUGCAGCAAUAGGCAAUGUGCAUACGAUGUUUUUGGCAAGUGGUGUCCAGAUACAUGGUCAACCUCAAAAUUUAAUGCUUACUGGUAAUGAGGUAGCUGCCAAAUUAUUGCAGAAUCGCAAACAACAUUUGGCUAUGAUGGCAAAUUCCAGUGCUGGGGCUAUGCAGCAACAUUUUCAACAACAACAAUCAGCAACUAAUGUCUCGCGUAUUGGUUCGGCUACACCAUCCUUAAAAAUCUCUCCAGUCACCCCCGCUACUAUAUCUACCAUAUCAGUAGGAAAUUCGGUUGCUAACAAUUCUCACAGCAAGGCAACAUCAGCGACAAUAACUACAUCUCGUGCAAUCUACAAUAACAAUACCAUACAACAUGAAAACGGUGUGACAACAAUCGUGCCGGCAUCCUCGUUAGCUGCAUCCACACAAACCGCAGCUAUGAAUGCACUAGCUCCUAGUACCGUAACAAUAACACCUGCACCAACGCAUCAAUUAGGAAAUACAGCAUCUAGUACGUCGUUGGGUUUAACAAAAAAACUGACAACAAGUGGGGUUGGUGUGAAUUUAAUAGCAACCGGUGGCAGCAAUCAAAGCAAUAUUCUACACACAGUAACGAACGCUGCUUCACAUUUGAUCAAUCAUGGCAAUAGCACACUGUUGCACCAACAAGCACACCAUCUACAACAGCAGCAACCACUUCAACAUCACAGCACGGCGAGCAAUUUGAAUCAGAAGAUUAUUCUACUGAAGACAUCUGGCCCAACGAAGUACAAUAAUUUGGCGAAUAUCAGCAGCAGUAGUCUUAAUAGCGUCAAGCUGCCAAACGGCACAACACCAAUAGCCGCAUCGCCCGUGAACACCGCCGGAGUUUGCAAGAAUUGACAAAGCGGCAGUCGACAGAAAUUCACGCGCUAGUGCUUUACUCAGUUCCCACUUCCUCAUUUAUAAACAAUUGGUAUGGGAUAGAAAUAUUGAGUUGCAAUGAUUGCUUUUAUAUAUCUUGCGUCCUAUUUGUGUUCUUUGAACGCGUAACUUUACUGUUUAAUUGCUUCGUCACGUUGGUGCUGAGCAAUUUCAAGUUGCCAUUUGCGUAGCACAUAGAAAAUACUCGUAAAAAAAAAACUAUUUUUAAAGGGAUUUAAACCCCCUAAAUAAUUGGAGAAAUAAUCUGGUUCCAAAUUUGAUUUUUAUAAUUGCAGCGAUAACUUCACCAGCAUUGAGAGGUUAUAUAUUUUUAAAUUUUUAUUUUAUGCACAUAUUGCCAUUUCAAACCAUGCUUAGUUUUAUUCAUACCGAUUUUUAUUUACUUAAUUAUAAAUACACAAUUUCAUUACAAAAUGCGCACACCCAUACAGGUGCACGCCUUUACACUUAAAGAGUUUAUAAACAUAUGAAAUAUAUUAAGUGAAGUUUACGGUGAUCAUAUUUAAAAAAGAUUAAAUACGCCUUCGGCGCUGUUUAUUGUAUUUUGUAAAUUUUUACUCUUUUUUUUUUUUGUAUAUAUUAAAUAUACAAAGUAGUAUAUAAUGUGUGAGCUAUUUUAAAGAAUUUCUAAUUAAUUUAAAUUUUGUUGAAAUUUUUGAUUUAUUUGUACAUAUAUGUAUGCAAGUAGUUUUUAUUUAUAAAUGAUAUCUACUCGUAAAAUUAACUUUUAAGUAUCGAAUAAAAUUGGAGAAGCAACACCAAAAGUUCUUACCAUAAAAUCGUUUUACUGUUCUAAACGGGAAAUUCUUUAUAUAUAUAUAUAUACAUAUAAAUAAUAUUUACUAAAUUAUUGAAUAAGAAAUCAUUUAAAUAUAAUAAACAAAAACACAUACAUAUAUGCUUAAAAAAAUAUGUAAAAAUUGCAUUUCAUCAAUUUCGGAUAGAUCAGUUAUCCAUAGCAGCAAAUUAGUUAAAUAGUAUCUAUAAUAAACAUAGCGGUAAAAUUUGCAAAAUACUUGGAAAGAAACUCAAAUGCAAGGCAAUGCAAAUUCAAUCAAACUCGAGCGUCCGAGUGUACACACAAGAUAAAUCUUAAAAAAUACUAUAAUUCCAUAUUGUAGACGCGCUAGUAUAGCGUUUCCGUAGCCUUUGGAGCACCCAUAAUUGGUAUUUAAUCAAUAAUUGUUGGACUAUGAUAGAUAAGAAAACUAAGCGUAAAAAUAAGCAAUGAUUUUCUAAAUAAAGAUAAAUGAAUAAUAAAAAUACUGAAUGAAA